This is a messenger RNA of Brachypodium distachyon (stiff brome), 1370 nucleotides long. Its product is annotated as replication protein A 32 kDa subunit B. Gene Ontology annotation, biological process: double-strand break repair via homologous recombination; DNA replication; nucleotide-excision repair. The coding region runs from base 204 to 1097 and encodes 297 amino acids. The transcript has 10 exons. Gene Ontology annotation, molecular function: DNA binding. Gene Ontology annotation, cellular component: site of double-strand break; nucleus; DNA replication factor A complex. The record is from RefSeq and is a predicted model, not a curated record. NCBI's taxonomy places the organism in Eukaryota, Viridiplantae, Streptophyta, Magnoliopsida, Poales, Poaceae.
AGACCUCGCGUCAGACGACCGCAUAGGGCUGGGCGGUUGCGCCGUUCUGCACAGGCAGACCGCAGACCCGUGAAUUCGGAACAGCAGGGCGCGGUUUUCUCCAGCAAAACCAAAGAACGAGCCCUUCCUCCUCUCCCGCCCGCCCUCACCCAUCCCCCUCUCCUUCCGAGGCAAGACUAGGGUUUUAGGCGCCGGGCAUCACGAUGUACGGCGGCGGCGGCGGUGGCGGCGGACAAUACAGCGGCGGCGGAGGCGGACAAUACGGCGGCGGUGGCGGAGGUGGGCACUACGAGGGCGGCGGCGCCGAUAACUCCAGUACCCUCUUCAGCGGCGGCGGCUUCAUGCCCUCGCAGGCCACCAACACCCCGGAGGGCAGCAGCAGCUUCCCCAGGACUCGCAACGCGCAGACGCUGCUCCCGGUCACCGUGAAGCAGCUCAUGGACGCCUGCCAGAUAAAUGAUGACAGGUCCAGUUUCGCUGUCAAUGGAACAGAGUUGUCCACGGUUAGGCUUGUAGGACGCAUGUUGAAUAAGACUGAGAGAGUGACAGAUGUAUCGUUCAUUCUUGAUGACUGUACAGGCCGGAUAGAUGUUAAUCGCUGGGAAAAUGAGACGUCUGACACGAAUGAAAUGAAUGAAGUAAAGAACGGUGACUAUGUAAUUGUUAAUGGUUGUCUGAAAGGCUUUCAAGGGAAGCGCCACGUGAAUGCUUAUUCUGUGCGGCUUGUAACCAACUAUAAUGAUAUAACACAUCACUUUCUGUACUGCAUUUAUGUGCAUUUGGAUCUCUCCAAGUCUAAGCGCCAGUUAAAUGCUAAAACAGGAACAUUGAACCAAGCUCCCGUCCCUAAUAAUCAGGCGCCAACGUCCUCUGCAUCCGGAAAUUCGACUGGGACAGAGUUAUCCAAAUUGGUCAUGAGUGUAUUUCAUGAUCCCGUGCUUAUAAACGUGGAGCAUGGAGUAAGUGUGCAACAGGUCGCAGAUCGUCUUAAACUAUCAGAGGAACUGGCCAGGUCGACUGUUCAAGAACUUGUUGAUCUUGGCAACCUCUAUUCGACUAUCGAUGACAAUCAUUACAAGUCUACACUGAAUGGUUGAUUAUCUUUCGAGCCCAUGCAUACAUGCAGGUGUUAGUUAAUCUCCUGAUGUGGAGCUAUUAAGAAAUGUAAGCACUUUGCGAGAGUUGUUUUUGCAGAGUGUCUCAUGGCGCUGUCGCAAGGAGAGCAACGUAACAGUUGCUAUCUAAGUAGUUGCUCCUUAUAUAAUGAACAAGCGUACGUUAGAUCUGAGAGCUUCUUUUGUGUUUGCUACCUCAGUACCUCCACAACAUCUAUGAUAUGUUUUCUGCAAUUUUAGUAUCUCUUGGUCUUA